Molecule: messenger RNA, 615 nt
Organism: Apiotrichum porosum
Lineage: Eukaryota; Fungi; Basidiomycota; Tremellomycetes; Trichosporonales; Trichosporonaceae
Exons: 3
Coding region: 1-615 (204 amino acids)
Cellular component (GO): growing cell tip; cell division site; plasma membrane
Source: RefSeq, a predicted model, not a curated record
AUGACUGUCGGCGCCAAGGUCUCCUGGGGCAUCAACUUCCUUGCAUUUGCGCUCCUCUUGGUCUCGUGCAUUUCGGCACCCAUCAUCGACCACCUCUCGCUGGGCACCUUGCACACUCAGGACAGCAAGACGAUUCGCUAUGGUGUCAUGGGUUACUGCCAGACAGCAGGCAUUAACAAGUGUUCGGCAAAGCAUCUGGGAUACUCCAUCUCCGACACUGUCACCACCUCCAACGGCAAUGGAACCGUCAUCGCUCCAGCCCUGGACCACUUGACCUACGGUCUGGUAAUGCACCCCAUCGCCACCGGCCUCGCCGGCCUCGCGUUCAUCAUCGCCCUCGCCUCUGACCGCAUCGGCUUCUUCUUCUCGGCCUGUGCCGGCGGCUUUGCCUUCCUCGCCUCCGUCAUCGCCAUGGCCAUUGACCUCUCCCUCUUCGGCCAGAUCAUCUCCAAGACCAAGAAGGCCCAGGCCGUCUACAAGAACCAGUCGGCAUCCUAUGGCGUGGCCACUUGGCUCACCGUUAUCGCCACUGCCCUUCUGUUCAUCGGCAUCUUUAUCAACCUCGGCGAAUGCAUCUGCGGCCGCCGCAAGCGCCGCGGCACUGCCUCGUACUAG